UGGUGCCAAGGGGCGAGACUCACUGGCUCAGAGGAGGACUCGCCUGCCAGCAGGGAAACUUCCCUCCAGCUCCCAGGGCAGGUCUCGUCCUCUCUCCAGCCCUGCUCAGGCAUUUGGCAGGUUCAGGUCCGGCAGAAGCACAGCUCCUGCAGCUCCAAGCACACCUCCAGCCUGAUGGGACCAACCGAGGAGGCUCCCAAGAGCACAGGAGUGGCUGCAACCCAGCUUUCCAGACCCACUCUCUUUCAAGAACACUGGGCUUUUCCUUCCGACCUUACUUCUUGCUCCAUCAGCUGCUGAAAUGCAUUUUCCCCUCUCCUCACAAAUGCUAUUUUCCUGGGGCUGCUGUGCCCACACACCUGUUGCUUCCUGGGCCUGCUCUGUGGCUAUAAAGGGAAAGAACACCCCUGCCUGUGGGGGUGACUCACGUCCAGCCUCCAGCUGCAGCUGAGCGGCCAUGGGACCUGCAGGAAAAAAGGCCACAUACUUCCCACAGGUGACUCUUCCACCCCAGCUCAACCACAGCUACCUCCUGAGCUCAUAAAGCUGAAGUUCUGGCCCUCCCUGGGCUCCUGACAUACUCAGACUCCAUGGACACCCGGCCAGGGGCGCAGGACUUUGUCCCAAAGCUGGGGCCACUCAAUGAGACUUAGUUCUCUCCUGUUGCUUCUCCAGGUACCCAGAAAGUGAGGAGCUCCACGCAGGACUGCACACGUCGGCCAACACCCGCAGGGAUGCCCACUGGAUGAGCACGAGAGGGCCCUUGCCUCCAUGGGCGUGCCAUGCCAGCGGGCAGAGCAUCUGUUUUUCCCACCCUCUGCAAUUAACAAACCCAACCCAAACUGCCACAGGUGUUCCUCGUGGGGAGUUUCCUGUCCUACAAAUGCUGGGCUCAUUUCGAGGAGAGUCACGUUUCUUUCUAAAGAUGGAUUCAUUGUUUGAAACAGAUCUCUGGGAGCCUUCCGGCAAAUCUUGAAAGCCGCACGGCGCAGAGACAUGGAUGUUACUUCCCAAGCCCAGGGCAUGGGCCUGGAGAUGUACCCAGGCACCGCACAGCCAGCAGCCCCCAACAGCACCUCCCCCGAGCUCAACCUGUCCCACCUGCUCCUGGGCACCUCCCUGACAAAUGGGACAGGCGAGCUCUCGGAGCACCAGCAGUAUGUGAUCGGCCUCUUCCUCUCGUGCCUCUACACCAUCUUCCUCUUCCCCAUCGGCUUUGUGGGCAACAUCCUGAUCCUAGUGGUGAACAUCAGCUUCCGCGAGAAGAUGACCAUCCCCGACCUGUACUUCAUCAACCUGGCAGUGGCGGACCUCAUCCUGGUGGCCGACUCCCUGAUCGAGGUCUUCAACCUGCACGAGCAGUACUAUGACAUCGCCGUCCUGUGCACCUUCAUGUCGCUCUUCCUGCAGGUCAACAUGUACAGCAGCGUCUUCUUCCUCACCUGGAUGAGCUUCGACCGCUACCUCGCCCUGGCCAGGGCCAUGCGCUGCAGCCUGUUCCGUACCAAGCACCACGCGCGACUAAGCUGCGGCCUCAUCUGGAUGGUGUCCGUGUCAGCCACGCUGGUGCCUUUCACCGCCGUGCACCUGCAGCACACUGAUGAGGCCUGCUUUUGUUUCGCGGAUGUCCGGGAGGUGCAGUGGCUGGAGGUCACACUGGGCUUCAUUGUGCCCUUCGCUAUCAUCGGUCUCUGCUACUCCCUCAUCGUCCGGGUGCUGGUCAGGGCACACCGGCACCGUGGGCUGCGGCCGCGGCGGCAGAAGGCGCUCCGCAUGAUCCUGGCGGUGGUGCUGGUCUUCUUCGUCUGCUGGCUGCCAGAGAAUGUCUUCAUCAGCGUGCACCUCCUGCAGCGGACGCAGCCUGGGGCCGCUCCCUGCAAGCAGUCUUUCCGCCAUGCCCACCCGCUCACCGGCCACAUCGUCAACCUGGCAGCGUUCUCCAACAGCUGCCUCAACCCCCUCAUCUACAGCUUUCUAGGGGAAACCUUCAGGGACAAGCUGAGGCUGUACAUUGAGCAGAAAACAAACUUGCCGGCCCUGAACCGCUUCUGCCACGCCGCCCUGAAGGCCGUCAUUCCAGAUAGCACCGAGCAGUCGGAUGUGAGGUUCAGCAGUGCCGUGUAGCCAGCCUCGGCCGCAGGGGAGCCGCGGGGUGUGACUCUCAGGAGCUGCACGCACCUGGGUGGACAGAAGGCAUUGCCACGUCCUGUCUCUAUACUGUGGCCAGAUGUGGCUACCGGCUCCUUGGGGCCUUGAGAGGGUCAUGGUCAGAUGUGGCUACUGGCUCCUUGGGACCUUGUGAGGGUCACACUUGCCUGGUCCCCCUGAGGGUGCUGAGGCAACCUCAAGACAGGUCCUUCUUGAUUUUGCAGUGCUCACAUAGAAUUGCUACAGUCAAAAAACGCUCGCCCUGCAGGGUCCAAAGGCCAGCAGUGACUAGUCUGUUGCCCAGCUCCUCCCCACACAACCUGCCUGCCGCCACAGGAAGUGGUUCUGACGCCUUUGACCAUGAAAGCCACACAGAGAGGCUGCUGUGGAUGAAGUAACUUAGUGACACGGUGACCCUAAAGCAAAUCUACCACUGUAGGAGAGCUGACGCUGGAGAUACAAGGCACUGGCGGGGCUGAGCUACAUGCCACUGUGUGCCCUCUGCACCUGCAGUCCGGAAUGCACGAGGUGCGAGCUACCACUGAGCUAAGGAGAAAAAGGAAAACACACUGCUCUGGUGCACACCUGAGCAUCCUCCAUUUUCCAGGACAGCAGCAAUGGCGCUGCGUGGCCUCGCCACACCCACGAGGAACACCGGGAGUUCGGCCCGUAGCAGCAGGAAGGCCUCUCUGCCAAGUGCCCGCUGCACCCUCCAUCUUCCAGGACAGCAGCAACAGCACUGCGCGGCCUCGCCAGGCCUGCAAGAAGCACCGGGUGCUCGGCCCAUGGCAGCAGGAAGGCCCCUCUGCCGAGUGCCCGCCGCCUGCUCCAAGGCAUUCAGCUGCUGCUUAUUUACAUCAUCAUGGCAACCACACUCACGUGGACAGACACUGUGCGAGCGGCCGUGCGGGUUAAAGGGGUGCCAGGACAAUGAAAUACUCCAGGCAAGUGUGGCUGACAAAUUUGCUUUUGCAGAAAUAACAGUGGGGACAACUGCAGUGAUGAUGUAAAAACCUUCCCAUAAAAUGUAAGAAAAGCUGAUGAGGCUGGGGAUGCUAGGCCUUUGUCAAUAAAACAGUCAUGUGUGGAUUCUU
This is a messenger RNA of Cebus imitator (Panamanian white-faced capuchin), 3242 nucleotides long. It is a transcript of the gene GPER1, whose product is annotated as G protein-coupled estrogen receptor 1. Gene Ontology annotation, cellular component: membrane. Bases 997 to 2124 code for a protein of 375 amino acids. Gene Ontology annotation, molecular function: G protein-coupled receptor activity. Gene Ontology annotation, biological process: G protein-coupled receptor signaling pathway. The transcript is spliced from 2 exons. The record is from RefSeq and is a predicted model, not a curated record. NCBI's taxonomy places the organism in Eukaryota, Metazoa, Chordata, Mammalia, Primates, Cebidae.